CAGCAGCAGCACGAGAAGACGCUGAGGAUGCGGACCGCGGGAUGGACGCGCGCCGGGUGCCUGGGCUGCUGCUGCCUCUUCCUGCCGCUCUGGCUCAGCCUGGCGGCCGCCAAGCAACUCCUCCGGUACCGGCUGGCGGAGGAGGGCCCCGCGGACGUCCGCAUCGGGAACGUGGCUGCCGACCUGGGCAUCGUGACCGGCUCCGGGGAGGUGACUUUCAGCCUGGAGUCGGGCUCCGAGUACCUGAAGAUCGACAACAUCACGGGCGAGCUGAGCACGAGCGAGCGGCGCAUAGACCGCGAGAAGCUGCCCCAGUGUCAGAUGAUCUUCGACGAGAACGAGUGCUUCCUGGACUUCGAGGUGUCGGUCAUCGGGCCCUCGCAGAGCUGGGUGGACCUGUUUGAGGGUCGGGUCAUCGUGCUGGACAUCAACGACAACACGCCCACCUUCCCUUCGCCCGUGCUCACGCUCACGGUGGAGGAGAACCGGCCGGUGGGCACCCUGUACCUGCUCCCCACCGCCACCGACCGCGACUUCGGUCGCAACGGCAUCGAGCGCUACGAGCUGCUCCAGGAGCCCGGGGGCGGCGGCGGCGAGGGCCGGCGCGCCGUGCCGGCAGACAGCGCCCCCUACCCCGGGGGCGGCGGGAACGGCGCGGGGGGCGGCGGCCCCGGGGGCUCCAAGCGGCGGCUGGACGCGCCCGAGGCCGGCGGCGGCGCGGGGGGCGCGGGCGGCCGCAGCAGCAGCAGCGUGUUCGAGCUGCAGGUGGCGGACACCCCGGACGGCGAGAAGCAGCCGCAGCUGAUCGUGAAGGGGGCGCUGGACCGCGAGCAGCGCGACUCUUACGAGCUGACCCUGCGGGUGCGCGACGGCGGCGACCCGCCGAGGUCCUCCCAGGCCAUCCUGAGGGUGCUCAUCACCGACGUGAACGACAACAGCCCCCGCUUCGAGAAGAGCGUCUACGAGGCCGACCUGGCCGAGAACAGCGCCCCGGGGACCCCCAUCCUGCAGCUGCGUGCCGCGGACCUGGACGUGGGGGUCAACGGGCAGAUCGAGUACGUGUUUGGGGCGGCCACCGAGUCGGUGCGGCGGCUGCUGCGCCUCGACGAGUCGUCCGGCUGGCUCAGCGUCCUGCACCGCAUCGACCGCGAGGAGGUGAACCAGCUGCGCUUCAGCGUCAUGGCGCGCGACCGCGGCCAGCCCCCCAAGACCGACAAGGCCACGGUGGUCCUCAACAUCAAAGACGAGAACGACAACGUGCCGUCUAUUGAGAUUCGCAAGAUCGGGCGCAUCCCGCUCAAGGACGGGGUGGCCAACGUGGCCGAGGACGUUCUGGUCGACACCCCCAUUGCCCUGGUGCAGGUGUCCGACCGAGACCAAGGCGAGAACGGCGUGGUCACCUGCACGGUGGUGGGCGACGUGCCCUUCCAGCUCAAGCCGGCCAGUGACAGCGAGGGCGACCAGAACAAGAAGAAGUACUUUCUGCACACCUCGGCCCCUCUGGACUACGAGGCUACCCGCGAGUUCAACGUGGUCAUCGUGGCCGUGGACUCCGGCAGCCCCAGCCUCUCCAGCAACAACUCGCUGAUCGUCAAGGUGGGCGACACCAAUGACAACCCGCCAGUUUUCGGUCAGUCCGUGGUGGAGGUCUACUUCCCUGAAAACAACAUCCCCGGGGAGAGGGUAGCCACGGUGUUGGCGACAGACGCCGACAGUGGCAAGAACGCGGAGAUCGCCUAUUCUCUGGAUUCCUCCGUGCUGGGCACCUUCGCCAUCGAUCCGGACUCGGGGGACAUCCUGGUGAAUACGGUGCUGGACCGCGAGCAGACGGACAGGUAUGAGUUUAAAGUUAACGCCAAAGACAAAGGGCUCCCGGUGCUGCAGGGCAGCACCACGGUGAUCGUGCAGGUGGCCGACAAGAAUGACAAUGACCCCAAGUUUAUGCAGGACGUCUUCACCUUUUACGUGAAAGAAAACUUGCAGCCCAACAGCCCCGUGGGGAUGGUGACGGUGAUGGAUGCUGACAAGGGGCGCAACGCCGAGAUGAGUCUGUACAUAGAGGAGAACAGUAACAUUUUCUCUAUUGAAAACGACACGGGGACCAUCUACUCCACCACUUCUUUCGACCGGGAGCAUCAGACCACAUACACGUUCAGGGUCAAGGCCGUGGACGGGGGCGAUCCUCCCAGGUCCGCCACCGCCACUGUGUCUCUUUUUGUGAUGGAUGAAAAUGACAAUGCGCCCACCAUCACCCUGCCCAGAAACGUUUCCUACACCUUGCUGCCACCCUCCAGUGACGUGAGGACGGUGGUAGCCACAGUGCUGGCAGCAGACAGUGAUGAUGGCGUCAAUGCAGACUUGAACUACAGCAUUGUGGGAGGGAAUCCCUUCAAGCUGUUUGAAAUCGACUCUGCCAGUGGUGUGGUGUCUUUGGUGGGGAAACUCACUCAGAAGCAUUAUGGCUUGCACAGGUUGGUGGUGCAGGUGAAUGACAGCGGGCAACCUUCCCAGUCCACCACCACGCUCGUGCAUGUGUUUGUCAAUGAGAGUGUCUCCAAUGCUACUGUGAUUGACUCCCAGAUAGCCAGAAGUUUGCACACCCCUCUCACCCAGGAUAUAGCUGGGGACCCAAGCUAUGAGAUAAGCAAACAGAGACUCAGCAUUGUCAUUGGGGUGGUGGCUGGCAUUAUGACAGUGAUUCUGAUAAUCUUGAUCGUGGUGAUGGCAAGGUACUGUCGGUCCAAAAGUAAAAACGGCUAUGAGGCCGGCAAGAAGGAUCACGAGGACUUUUUUACACCCCAACAGCAUGACAAAUCUAAAAAACCUAAAAAGGACAAGAAAAACAAAAAAUCCAAGCAGCCUCUCUAUAGCAGCAUUGUCACUGUAGAAGCUUCCAAACCCAAUGGACAGAGGUAUGACAGUGUCAAUGAGAAGCUGUCAGACAGCCCAAGCAUGGGGCGAUACCGAUCUGUCAAUGGGGGACCUGGCAGUCCUGACCUGGCCAGGCAUUACAAAUCCAGUUCCCCAUUGCCUACUGUCCAGCUUCACCCCCAGUCACCAACUGCAGGGAAAAAACACCAGGCCGUACAAGAUCUACCACCAGCCAACACCUUUGUGGGAGCGGGAGACAAUAUUUCCAUUGGAUCAGAUCACUGCUCUGAGUACAGCUGUCAAACCAAUAACAAGUACAGCAAACAGCCGUUUCGUAGAGUGACGUUUUCUGUUGUGAGUCAGCCUCAGGACCCACAUCAGGGCUCACUGCAGAGUUGCUAUGACAGCGGGCUGGAGGAGUCAGAAACACCAAGCAGUAAGAGUUCAUCAGGGCCAAGACUGGGUGCCCUUCCACUCCCAGAGGACAACUAUGAAAGGACCACGCCGGAUGGCAGUGUUGGUGAGGCAGAGCAUAUGGAAAAUGGCACCCAACUGGAGAGUGGUGUCAUUAAAUGGGAUUGGAUAUAUAUGGGAGGAGAUUCAAGGCCUCUUCCAGAUGUAGCCAUGACUGGGAAGUGCACUCGUGAGUGUGACGAGUACGGCCACUCAGACUCCUGCUGGAUGCCUGUCCGCACGUCCCCGGAGAGGAAGAAGAGCCAGCCCAAACUCUCCACUUUCAUGCCUGUUGAUGAACGAGGAAGCCAGGAGAAGCUGGCCAAUGGCGAGGCUGCUGUCAUGGGCGACCGCAACAGAAACCUCCUGAACAAAAAGUUGACCUCAUCCUAUGAGACCUUCAGUGCAGCUAGUUUCAGCAAAAAUGAGGAAGCCAAUCCUGAGGAUAUUCCCCUGACAAAAACAGGGGAAUAUAAGCCAUCUCCUGUCAACACUCUCACUAGAAGAGAAGUUUACCUGUAGGCUGUCAAAGAGCAAGAGCAAAGUUCUUUUCAUGUACGAGAAGGAGAAUAUGGGG
Ochotona curzoniae (black-lipped pika) is the source of this 3901-nucleotide messenger RNA. RefSeq names its product protocadherin 7 (gene PCDH7). Gene Ontology annotation, biological process: homophilic cell-cell adhesion. Gene Ontology annotation, molecular function: calcium ion binding. The transcript has 4 exons. The record is from RefSeq and is a predicted model, not a curated record. Lineage: Eukaryota; Metazoa; Chordata; Mammalia; Lagomorpha; Ochotonidae. Gene Ontology annotation, cellular component: plasma membrane. The annotation marks the transcript as partial.